AUGGCGGGAACUCUAUCGAAACAGACCGAAGUUUGGACGGCUGAGUUCGGGGAUGGCACCAAUUUUCUUCGCUGUGGUCGCCUCCUUGAUGAGUUGUGUUGCUUCCGCCAAUGUAGGGGAGACUGCCGACUCGGUCAAACUGAGGAAUUUCCGAGACUUCGGAGACUUCUAUCAAGCAAUCGGAGAUCGCGGAAAUAUUAGGCGAGACGAUCUCAUGCCGUUCGAGAGGAAGCCAAUACAUGUCCCGAUUGUGAUCCAUGUGGCGCUCUAUGUAGCAAUGAUUCCCACGAUUCUCUUCACUUACAUGCUGGUAGCUCAACUGCUGAGUAAUAUUCGUGAUUAUUUACUCUCCUCGAGAUCACGGGUCAUUCUGAAGCCUGCCUUGCUUCUGGAACGUAGCGGGAGUUCACCGACAAAAGAUAUCUCUACAUUUCUGAAGGCAGAGGUUCGUGACGACCGCACCCUGCUCAAAAAUUAUUUUGUUCCAUCUUAUUCAUGAAAUCACAUCGACAAGCAUUCCUACCGCAGAUCUCCUCCGAAGAUUGUGUAUGUGCUAGUUCCGCCGAGAUCACUAAAUAAAGAGCUCCGCCGGCGGGUCGA
This is a messenger RNA of Galendromus occidentalis (western predatory mite), 600 nucleotides long. RefSeq lists its product as uncharacterized. The record is from RefSeq and is a predicted model, not a curated record. The transcript is spliced from 2 exons. The coding region runs from base 53 to 499 and encodes 148 amino acids. NCBI's taxonomy places the organism in Eukaryota, Metazoa, Arthropoda, Arachnida, Mesostigmata, Phytoseiidae.